This is a messenger RNA of Triticum aestivum (bread wheat), 1194 nucleotides long. RefSeq names its product cyclase-like protein 3. Bases 81 to 878 code for a protein of 265 amino acids. The record is from RefSeq and is a predicted model, not a curated record. NCBI's taxonomy places the organism in Eukaryota, Viridiplantae, Streptophyta, Magnoliopsida, Poales, Poaceae. Gene Ontology annotation, molecular function: arylformamidase activity. The transcript is spliced from 6 exons.
GAAGCAGCACACCACCGCCGAAUAACCCGCACCUAUCCACGACACCGAGGGAGAGGAGCAACUGAUCCCCGACGCCCCAAAUGGCGCCUCCCCUCCUCCUCCUCCUCCUCGUCCCUCUCGUCGCCGCCACCGCACCGUGCGCCCACCCGGCCCACCCGAGCCAGCCGGCGUCGUGCGCCGCGGAGCCCGUGCUGGCGCCGGAGCGCCGGGAGGCGCACGGCGGGGGCCGCAUCCUGGACAUCACCCACUACUACCGGGAGGACAUGCCCUCGUGGGAGUCCGGCGCCGGGGUGGGCCAGUUCCUCUGGCUGCCCGCCUCCAUGCGCAACGGCUCCCUCGCCAACAACUCCGAGAUGCGGAUGCCCACCCACACCGGCACCCACAUCGACGCCCCCGGCCACGUCUUCCAGCACUACUUCGACGCUGGCUUCGACGUCGACACCCUCGACCUCGACGUCCUCAACGGUCCUGCACUGCUGGUUGAUGUUCCAAGGGAUGAAAAUAUUACUGCUAAAACGAUGGAAUCUUUGCAUAUUCCUAAAGGAGUUCAACGGGUACUUUUUAGAACAUUAAACACUGACAGGAACCUAAUGUGGAAGAAAGAGUUUGACACAAGCUAUGUGGGUUUUAUGAAAGAUGGUGCCCAAUGGUUGGUAGACAACACGGAUAUUAAGCUUGUCGGAAUAGACUAUUUGUCCGUUGCAGCUUUCGAUGACUUGAUCCCUUCACAUUUAGUUUUACUUGAAAACCGGGAUAUCAUUCUUGUGGAGGGCCUCAAACUGGAGAAUGUCAUACCUGGGAUAUACUCGUUGCAUUGCCUGCCACUUCGGUUGCGUGGAGCUGAAGGUUCGCCGAUCAGAUGCAUCCUUAUAAAGUGAAAGACAUUUGCAUCCCGCUGCGGCGGUUUAGUUUGAUACCGCAAGCACUUAUAUAUAAAAAUAGAAUGUGUAUAGCAGCAAAACUCGUGUCUUUGAUACCAGAGGAGUACUGUCAUGUGUCCAGAAACAUGGUGGCACUUCGAUGCUUAGUAAGGAGCGACAAACGGCUAGGGAUGCAAAUGUGUAGCCUCUAGGGUACCCUCCGAACCUUUAGUUGGGCUAUAGAAGGGAUGGAUUACAAUACAAACCGCAAUGUUCGGUGGUACCAAAAUACCAAAUGAAUCAUGCUACAUUGAAGAGUGUAGUUGAGUGAUCA